Molecule: messenger RNA, 519 nt
Organism: Cladocopium goreaui
Lineage: Eukaryota; Dinophyceae; Suessiales; Symbiodiniaceae
Source: the annotation of a GenBank genome assembly
AUGGAUCGCUGGGAACGUCUGGGGCGGUUGGGUGCAUCUAAGAAGCCUUCGGUUGAAGAGGACUGGGCACCAAGACCACCCCAGACCGAGGCCAGUGACUCAAGUUGUGGCCCCACGUUGGAAGAGUCGGCUGUGGAGGAGCAGGAAGAUGAGAUGGACAUGAUGGACCCGGUCAGGCCGGUCCGGUCCAAAUCAAAAAAACGACCAUCUUGGUACCAGAAAGAGGCUGCGGAUGAGUUCUUUGAAGAGUUGCGGCGAAAGCGCAGGGAUUUCAAGAGAUCGGUUCAACAACGGGCGCAGCAAGAUGUGGUCAGUGCUACGCCCAGCAUUUCGAGUAUUUCCUCCAUGGUCCGGAAAGCUUUCAGCCAUUAUGGCUGGAUUGAGGGCUGUUGGCUUGUUUUGAAUCCUUUGGGAUCUCGCAGCUUCCUGCAGAUCACCCGUUUUGCGCCGGGAUGGGCUGUCGCCUUCGAGCGUUUUCCCACCUGGCCAGCUCAUGCCUUCGCGUGCAUGGAGAACGUG